This is a messenger RNA of Trypanosoma brucei brucei TREU927, 1899 nucleotides long. RefSeq lists its product as hypothetical. The transcript has a single exon. Bases 1 to 1899 code for a protein of 632 amino acids. NCBI's taxonomy places the organism in Eukaryota, Euglenozoa, Kinetoplastea, Trypanosomatida, Trypanosomatidae. The record is from RefSeq and is a predicted model, not a curated record.
AUGCACGCGGGAGGAACAAGUAGUAAUUCCAGCGGUCACGAUCCGGUUAUGGAUGAUAUCGCGGAAUUGAAAGCACUGCUGCAGAACGGUGGUUUGACAAGUGAUAUUUUGGAGGGGAAAUAUUUAAACCAGCUGCGGCGUGCAAGGCAGUUAAAUGUCCAGUUGGAGACUGAGCGGACACGCGCACGACAGCUAACGGUGCAGUUGGAAGCGCUAAGGGAAGAAAAGCGAAAGGCUGGUGAUCGAAACUCUGAACAGGCAGGAAAGGAGGGCCGUCGGCGCCGUCAAUCAUCGGAGCGGGCCACGAACAACGAAUCUGAUGAAGGACAGCAAAAUGUCACAGCUCUUCGCGAGCGCCUCGAUAGGGCUUUUGUACAGUUAAGUGAUGCCAAAGUACAGUUGGAGGAGCAGAAAAAGGAGUCACAGCGACUGCGAAAGAUCAUUCAGCAAGAGGUGGGUAACCCUCCACAGGAUAUAGAGGCACUGUUGAAAGGGUCAUCCGAUAGUUCGCGCGGAUGGCGCGGCCGCGCACAGCAGAUUGUGCUACUGAAAAGCAAGGUGAAGGAAUUAGAACGGGCUCUGGGGGCAACUGGGGGCAGCUCGCCGGCAGCGAUCGAUGGUGGUGGUACUCCGUGUGUGACAAAAACGAGCACGCUCUCACUUACGACAGACGCCGUUACAACCACCACAGCGGGGGUGCGUGAUAGGGAUGACGUUGCGCGAGAGCAUGUGGUGGAACUGCAAAGUCGGCGCCUGCUGCAGCAGCGCGAGCUACAGGAUGAACUCGCCCGUCAAAAGGCGGAGCUCGAUUCUAUGAAGUUACGGUUGACAGCCUCUCAGUCAAGGCACGCCAAUUUGGAGGCAGACAACAGGCAACUACGGGAACACCUGCAAGCUGUGCUUCAAAAAACCCAAAAUGACAACGACCUGAUUGAUGCCUACCGUGAGGAGAUGGAGGAGUUGCGGCACGUGAAAGUGGAACUGCACCAAGCUAAGGUGGAGCUGCAAAAAUGGGAAGAGUGGUGUAGCAGCGCGCAGCAGCGGAACCCACGAGAGUUGGAACGUUUGGAAGAACAAACCCCUGGCAUGUGUGACAAGUCACGGGAUGCACGGUAUCGGACGGACGGUGGUGAUGCAGGAAUUGACGUGAAUACUGCUGUGGCUCUCGCCGGUGCCGACACUGCCAUUGAGUUGAACCGUUUGAGGCUGGAGAAUUUGCAACUCAAGAGCUUGCUUACGCGUUAUGAAGAUCAUGGCGAUGGGGGUGCUUUAGGUAACGAAUCUCCAACAGGACAGAAUAAGGGGCAGCAAGAUGAUAUGGCGCUCUUAAUGCAUUGGUUGAAGAGUUUCAUCUCUCCGCGGUCGGGUGAGGCUGACACCAACAAGGGGGUGGGCUCGCAGGCGGUGGUGAGUGAUUCUGUUGUAGGGGUGGAUUGGCAGGGGAGGGUGGCGGAGGUUUUGCGACGAGCUCAUAGCGCCGUUACCUUUUUGGAGAAACAGCAACAAGAACAGGGUGAGAGGUUAAGCAAGUGCUAUGAGACAAUCCGGCAACUGCAGGCCGAACUGAAGCAACGACCCGGGAAGCGAGAGAAGAAACCGAAGGGAAACCAUGUAGGUGAUGGUGAUGCAACCGGUGGUGAGAAGGAUGAUGAUGAUGGCGAAUUGGUGAACAUUCUUUUGCAGGAGAACGUGGCUUUGAAGCAACGUGUGAAAGUUAUGCAGGACCUACUCAACAAAGAAAGGGCUGCGUACGAAUCGCUGCGUUCCUUUUCAGCCGCAUCAGGCACCAGCGAUGCGCCAACAGCAGCGGCGUACCUGAAGCUGAAGCGCGAUUAUGAGGAACUGCGUGCUGCUUUCAAUUGUGCUCAGGCGGAGCUUCUUCGAAACGAUGCGGCGUGA